Molecule: messenger RNA, 3001 nt
Organism: Epinephelus moara (kelp grouper)
Lineage: Eukaryota; Metazoa; Chordata; Actinopteri; Perciformes; Serranidae
Product: short transient receptor potential channel 7-like
Exons: 10
Coding region: 125-3001 (958 amino acids)
Biological process (GO): manganese ion transport; calcium ion transmembrane transport; regulation of cytosolic calcium ion concentration
Cellular component (GO): membrane; cation channel complex
Molecular function (GO): inositol 1,4,5 trisphosphate binding; store-operated calcium channel activity; protein binding
Source: RefSeq, a predicted model, not a curated record
UCGGCUCGUCUCUGCUGCGCCGCUCAGAAGAAACUUGUGCGGUUGAAACUUUGACAAGCAUCGUUAAAUGUGCGCCACAUAGCAGGACACAUUUCAAAGUAUAUGCUGCUCAAGAACUCACCCAAUGUCUGACGAAGGAGAGGAAACCGACAGCGGCGAGAGAGCCCACCUCUCUGAGUCUCCCUCCCCGCCUCUGUCUGUCUAUCCUCCCGGAGGAUCUCCUCCCUCAUCGCGGCCCCUGGACAUCUUUUCCUCCGCCUCUCCGCUGCUGGGGGACACAGACCCGCCUUACCUCGCCACUCCGGAGUGCGUCCACGCGCCUCCAGAGAACCGGGAGCUCGGGUUCUCCCCGCACUUCACACCGCCAAAGUUCUGCCAGAGCACCGGGGACAUUGGCUCUCCGUUAUGCUCGCGGCCGGAUGUGCGGAUAGAUGCGGUGUACGACCACCGCGAUGACCCGUUCCCCAAGUGGAGAGGACGAGGAGCGGCGAACGCUGAGCGCUUUCAGCACCGCGGACAGAGGCUCCACCGGGCUCCGGAGCUCUCAGACCACGGGAACCACUUCUCUGCUGAGCACAUCGACACCGGGUUCAACUCCGAAACCAGGCAAACGGUGGAGGCCAUGCAUCGCCGGCACACCACACUGAGAGAGAAGGGGCGUCGCCAGGCAGUGCGGGGCCCGGCCUAUAUGUUCAAUGAACGCGGCUCGGCGCUAACACCAGAGGAGGAGCGUUUUCUGGAUGCUGCUGAAUACGGAAACAUCCCCGUGGUUCGCAAAAUGCUGGAAGAGUCCAAAACCCUCAACUUCAACUGUGUGGACUACAUGGGCCAGAAUGCUUUGCAGCUGGCAGUGGGCAACGAGCACCUAGAAGUGACAGAGCUGCUUCUAAAGAAGGACGGUUUGGCCAGGAUUGGGGACGGCCUGCUUUUGGCUAUCUCAAAGGGUUACGUCCGAAUCGUUGAAGCCAUUCUUGCCCACCCCGCUUUUGGCGGAGGUCUCAGAUUGACUUUGAGCCCUCUGGAGCAGGAGAUGCGUGAUGAUGACUUUUACGCCUAUGACGAGGAUGGAACACGUUUUUCACAUGACGUCACGCCCAUCAUCCUGGCUGCUCACUGCCUGGAGUACGAGAUCGUGCACAUCCUUUUGACGAAGGGGGCCCGCAUAGAAAGACCCCAUGACUACUUCUGUAAGUGUUCGGAGUGUGUGGAGAAACAGAAGAAAGACUCGUUCAGUCACUCACGCUCCAGGAUGAAUGCAUAUAAGGGUCUGGCCAGUGCAGCUUACCUGUCGCUCAGCAGCGAAGACCCUGUGCUGACUGCCCUUGAGCUCAGCAAUGAGCUGGCAAGACUGGCCAACAUCGAGACAGAGUUUAAGAAUGACUACCGUAAGCUGUCCAUGCAGUGUAAGGAUUUUGUGGUGGGUGUGUUGGACCUUUGUCGGAACACAGAGGAAGUGGAGGCCAUACUGAAUGGCGACGUAGACCAGUGCUCUCCAAGCCCCUACAACCGACCCUGCCUCAGCCGUGUCAUACUGGCCAUCAAGUAUGAAGUCAAGAAGUUCGUUGCUCACCCCAACUGUCAACAGCAGCUGCUGACUAUCUGGUACGAGAACCUGCCCGGUCUGAGGCAGCAGUCUAUCGGGGUGAAGUGCUGGACGGUGCUGGGGGUCACCGUCGGUCUGCCCUUCCUGGCUAUCUCCUACUGGAUAAUGCCAUGUAGCAAGCUCGGUCAGAUCCUGCGAAGCCCCUUCAUGAAGUUCGUGGCUCACGCUGUCUCCUUCACCAUCUUCUUGGGUCUGCUGGUCGUCAACGCCUCCGACCGCUUUGAGGGUGUCAAGAACCUGCCCAACGAGACCAUCACAGACCACCCGCGACAAGUCUUCAGGGUCAAGACCACCCAGUUCUCCUGGACUGAGAUGUUGAUCAUGAAGUGGGUGUUGGGUAUGAUUUGGUCAGAGUGUAAGGAGAUCUGGACCGACGGGCCGCGAGAGUACAUCAUGCACCUGUGGAACGUUCUGGACUUUGGCAUGCUGUCCAUCUUUGUGGCGUCAUUCACGGCACGCUUCAUGGCGUUCCUCAAGGCGUCCAAAGCCCAGCAGUACGUGGACAUGCACGUUCCAGACGAAGACCUCAGUAACGCCUCGCUGCCUGAUGAAAUCGCCUACUUCACAUUCGCCAGGAACAAGUGGCGCCCCUCAGACCCCCAGAUCAUCUCAGAAGGCCUGUACGCCAUCGCUGUGGUGCUGAGCUUCUCGCGCAUCGCUUACAUCCUGCCAGCCAACGAGAGCUUCGGCCCGCUGCAGAUCUCACUGGGGCGCACGGUCAAGGAUAUCUUCAAGUUCAUGGUCAUCUUCAUCAUGGUGUUUGUGGCCUUCAUGAUCGGCAUGUUCAACCUGUACUCGUACUACCUGGGAGCCAAGUACAAUCCUGCCUUCACCACAGUGGAGGAGAGUUUCAAGACUCUCUUCUGGUCCAUCUUCGGGCUGUCUGAAGUGAUCUCUGUGGUGCUGAAGUACGACCAUAAGUUCAUAGAGAACAUCGGCUACGUGCUGUACGGAGUCUAUAAUGUGACAAUGGUGGUCGUCCUUCUCAACAUGCUCAUCGCUAUGAUCAACAGCUCGUACCAGGAGAUAGAGGAGGAUGCCGACGUCGAGUGGAAGUUUGCCCGAGCCAAGCUGUGGCUCUCCUACUUUGACGAGGGCCGCACCCUGCCCGCCCCCUUCAACCUGGUUCCCAGCCCAAAGUCCUUCUACUACCUUGUCCUCCGCAUUAAGUCCUGCCUGAUACGCCUCUGCAAGGCCAACAGCCGUCGCCAUAACAACGAGCUGGAGCUGGGCAUGCUCAACUCACAGGCCAAGGAUGAACGCCACAGGACUUAUCCACGCCCAGGAGAGGAGUUCAUCCCCAAAAAGUCUAGGAAACACCCGACCAGAUACCAGGUAAGACGGAGGGGGAAGGGUGGGUGGAGCAAAGAUGAAACAAAGCAGAGCAGAGAACCUUAG